This is a messenger RNA of Chelonia mydas (Green sea turtle), 10151 nucleotides long. RefSeq names its product APC regulator of WNT signaling pathway (gene APC). Gene Ontology annotation, cellular component: beta-catenin destruction complex; catenin complex; cytoplasmic microtubule. Gene Ontology annotation, molecular function: beta-catenin binding; microtubule binding; gamma-catenin binding. Gene Ontology annotation, biological process: cell migration; positive regulation of protein catabolic process; pattern specification process. Lineage: Eukaryota; Metazoa; Chordata; Testudines; Cheloniidae. The record is from RefSeq and is a predicted model, not a curated record. The transcript has 19 exons. Bases 730 to 9288 code for a protein of 2852 amino acids.
AGUCAGGGAGGGGGAGUGAGAAGGGGUGGUCGCGUUGUGGGGCCGUGGUGGGGGCGGCCGGUGACUGAGGCCGGAGGGAAGCUCGGAGGGGCCGGGGCUGCCUGGCCCGUGCCGCGGGGAUGAGGAGCCGGGGCAGCGGGAUAGGGGCUGGCCCAUGCCUGUGAGAAGGGGGAGUGUCUGUCGGGCCCAGCGCCCUGUCUCUGCGGCCGAGUCCGGCCCCGGCUGCCUCUUCCGCCUGCUGCCGGGGGCCGAGCUGGAGUCGGAGGAGUUGCCGCGGCUGGGUGAGGAGAGAGCGGGCAGUGCUCCUUUCCUUGUGGAGAAAUCAGUCACGUGCAGAAGUUGGGUGCAUCACAGAAAAUGCAGUAUGAUCUGUAUAUGUUGGACUCUUGACUGGCAAAACAAAUCCUUCACCAUGCAGGAUUGUGGUCUCUGUGAUGACAGAUUACAGACAAGAUAUAAAACUGAAGAACAGCACAGGUUACAGCGGUUAUGCAUUGGCCUCAGGUAGAAUUAACUUUUUAUCAACACAGACUCCAUUGAGCAGAGCUAAUGAUUUCAGAGCGCCUUAAUUUCUCCAAAAUGGAGCCUCAUUCCUAAUGUGGCCACAGCAUGGAAGAAAUUUGGGAUUUUUCUGGGACACUCUUGCACCCUCUCACUGCAGUCAGUUCCUCAAAUGAUUCAUUCCCUUCUUAGCCCGGCUUCUUGAAUGAGGUUCAGGGGUAGCCCAGGAUGGCUGCAGCUUCGUAUGAUCAGUUGUUAAAGCAAGUUGAGGCGCUAAAGAUGGAGAACUCAAACCUACGACAAGAACUAGAGGACAACUCAAAUCAUCUUACAAAACUGGAAACUGAGGCAUCUAAUAUGAAGGAGGUGCUGAAACAGCUACAGGGAAGCAUUGAAGAUGAGGCAAUGGCUUCUUCUGGACAGAUUGAUUUGUUGGAGCGACUGAAAGAACUGAACUUGGAUAGCGGUAACUUUCCUGGAGUGAAGCUAAGGCCAAAGAUGUCCUUGCGUUCAUAUGGAAGCAGGGAAGGGUCCAUGUCAAGCCGUUCAGGAGAAUGCAGCCCUGUUCCCAUGGGAUCAUUUCCAAGAAGAGGAUUUAUGAACGGAAGCAGAGAGAGCACUGGUUAUUUAGAAGAACUAGAGAAAGAAAGAUCUCUAUUGCUGGCUGAGCUUGAAAAGGAAGAGAAAGAAAAGGACUGGUAUUAUGCUCAGCUUCAGAACCUGACUAAGAGGAUAGAUAGUCUCCCUCUUACUGAAAAUUUCUCCUUGCAAACAGACAUGACAAGAAGGCAGUUAGAAUAUGAAGCGAGGCAAAUCAGAGCUGCCAUGGAAGAACAAUUAGGUACUUGUCAGGACAUGGAGAAGCGGGCACAGGUAAGGGUGGCAAGAAUUCAGCAAAUAGAGAAAGACAUACUUCGUAUACGACAGCUCUUGCAGUCACAAGCAGCUGAAGCAGAGAGGGCACCUCAAAGCAAGCAUGAUUCAGGCUCACAUGAAGCAGAGAGGCAGAAUGAAGGUCAAGGAGCAGCAGAAAUCAGCAUGGCAACUACUGGUAAUGGUCAGGGUUCAACUGCUCGAAUGGACCAUGAAACAGCCAGUGUUAUGAGUACCUAUUCCGUUCCUCGAAGACUGACAAGUCAUCUGGGUACCAAGGUAACCGAAGAUUACAAACCACAGGUGGAAAUGGUGUAUUCUUUGUUGUCAAUGCUUGGUACUCAUGAUAAGGAUGACAUGUCACGAACUUUGCUAGCUAUGUCUAGCUCCCAAGACAGCUGCAUAGCCAUGCGUCAGUCUGGAUGUCUUCCUCUCCUCAUCCAGCUUUUACAUGGCAACGAUAAAGACUCUGUGUUAUUAGGAAACUCUCGGGGCAGUAAGGAGGCCCGUGCCAGAGCCAGUGCAGCGCUGCAUAACAUCAUUCACUCACAGCCUGAUGAUAAGCGAGGCAGGCGGGAAAUCCGUGUACUCCAUCUUUUGGAACAGAUCCGAGCUUACUGUGAAACAUGUUGGGAAUGGCAGGAGGUACAUGAACAAGGCAUGGACCAAGACAAAAAUCCAAGGCCAGCUCCAGUUGAACAUCAGAUCUGUCCUGCAGUGUGUGUUCUGAUGAAACUUUCAUUUGAUGAAGAACACAGGCACGCGAUGAAUGAGCUUGGGGGGUUGCAGGCUAUUGCAGAACUGUUGCAAGUGGAUUGUGAAAUGUAUGGGCUUACAAAUGACCACUACAGUGUUACAUUAAGACGGUAUGCUGGAAUGGCUCUAACAAAUUUGACUUUUGGAGAUGUGGCAAACAAGGCUACAUUGUGUUCUAUGAAGGGCUGCAUGAGAGCGCUUGUUGCCCAAUUAAAAUCUGAAAGUGAAGACUUGCAGCAGGUUAUUGCAAGUGUUUUGAGGAAUUUGUCCUGGCGAGCAGAUGUAAACAGUAAAAAGACUUUGCGUGAAGUUGGAAGCGUGAAAGCAUUGAUGGAAUGUGCUUUGGAAGUUAAAAAGGAAUCCACCCUAAAAAGUGUAUUGAGUGCCUUAUGGAAUUUGUCAGCUCAUUGCACUGAGAAUAAAGCUGAUAUAUGUGCUGUGGAUGGUGCUCUGGCCUUUUUAGUUGGCACAUUGACUUACCGAAGCCAAACAAAUACUUUAGCCAUCAUUGAAAGUGGAGGAGGAAUACUACGGAAUGUUUCUAGCUUGAUUGCUACAAAUGAGGAUCACAGGCAAAUCUUGAGAGAGAACAGCUGCUUACAAACGUUGUUACAGCAUUUGAAGUCACACAGUUUGACAAUAGUCAGUAAUGCGUGUGGGACCCUGUGGAACCUCUCUGCACGAAAUGCAAAGGACCAGGAAGCAUUGUGGGACAUGGGAGCAGUUAGCAUGCUCAAAAACCUCAUUCAUUCAAAGCACAAAAUGAUAGCUAUGGGCAGUGCUGCAGCUUUAAGGAACCUGAUGGCAAAUAGGCCUGCAAAGUAUAAGGAUGCCAAUAUUAUGUCUCCAGGUUCAAGCUUACCCUCUCUUCAUGUUAGAAAGCAAAAGGCACUGGAAGCAGAGUUAGAUGCUCAGCAUUUGUCUGAGACUUUUGACAACAUUGAUAAUUUAAGCCCCAAAACAUCUCACCGUAAUAAGCAGAGACAUAAGCAAAAUCUGUAUAGCGAAUAUGUUUUGGAUUCUAGUCGACAUGAUGAUGGAAUUUGCAGGACCGAGAGUUUUAAUACAAGUAACGUGACUGUACUUUCACCAUAUUUAAAUACUACAGUGUUGCCUGGCUCCUCUUCCUCCAAUAGAGGAAAUAUAGAAAACUCUCGAUCUGAAAAGGACAGAAGUGUGGACAGAGAGAGAACAAUGGGAUUAGGCAACUAUCACCCAGCUACAGAAAAUGCUGGGAAUGCCUCUAAGCGAAUAGGAAUGCAGAUCUCUACUGCUGCAGCUCAGAUUGCCAAAGUAAUGGAAGAAGUAACGAAUAUGCAUAUUCCACAAGAAGACAGAAGUUCUGGAUCCACAGCUGAAAUGCACUGCUUGACAGAAGACAGGAAUGCAUUAAGAAGAACAUCCACUGCCCAUGCCCAUUCGAACACUUAUAACUUUCCUAAACCUGAGAAUUCAAACAGGGCAUGUCCUGUGCCUUAUGCAAAAAUGGAAUAUACGAGAGCUUCAAAUGACAGCUUAAAUAGCGUCAGUAGUAGUGAUGGCUAUGGUAAAAGAGGUCAAAUGAAACCUUCCAUUGAGUCUUACUCUGAAGAUGAUGAAAGUAAAUUUUGCAGUUAUGGACAAUAUCCAGCUGAUUUAGCUCACAAGAUACAUAGCGCAAAUCAUAUGGAUGACAAUGAUGGAGAACUGGACACUCCAAUCAAUUACAGUCUUAAAUAUUCAGAUGAACAGUUGAAUUCUGGAAGGCAAAGCCCCUCACAGAAUGAAAGAUGGGCAAGACCUAAACAUAUAAUAGAAGAUGAAAUAAAACAAAAUGAACAAAGGCAGUCAAGAAGUCAAAGUACGACCUAUCCUGGAUAUACUGAAGGUGGUGAUGAUAAUCACAUGAAAUACCAGUCACCUUUUGGCCAGCAAGAUCUUUUCAGAUCAAGAGGAUCCAACAGUUCAGAACAAAACAGAGUAGGCACUACUCAUGGGAUGAAUCAGAAAGUAAACCAGUCCUUGUGCCAGGUUGAUGAUUACGAUGAUGAUAAGCCAACCAACUACAGUGAGCGUUACUCUGAGGGGGAACAACAUGAAGAUGAAGAAGACAGACCAACUAUUUACAGUAUAAAGUACAGUGAAGAGGAGCACCAUGUAGAUCAACCUAUUGAUUAUAGUCUGAAAUACUCAACAGAAGUUCCUUCCUCUUCUCAGAAACCAUCUUUUUCUUUUUCAAAGAGUUCGUCAGUACAAAGCACUAAAACUGAUCAUAUCUCAUCAAGUAGUGGGAACACAUCAACCCCUUCAGCUAGCUCAAAGAGACAGAACCAGCUUCAUCCAAGUGCUGCACAGAGAGGGGGUCAUGCUCAGAAGCCUGCCUCCUGUAAGACUCCUUCCAUCAACCAGGAAACAAUACAGACUUAUUGUGUGGAAGAUACACCAAUAUGUUUUUCAAGAUGUAGCUCUUUGUCAUCUUUGUCCUCGGCUGAAGAUGAAAUAGGGCGUGAUCAAGCCACACGUGUAACAGAUGCCAGUAACACACUGCAGAUAGCAGAACUGAAAGACAAUAGUGUCACUCUGUCAACUGAAGGUGCAGUUAGUGAAGUCCCAUCAACAUCACAACAUAUUAGAACAAAAUCCAAUAGACUUCAGGCUUCUAGUUUAUCUCCUUCUGAUUCAUCUAGACAUAAAGCUGUUGAAUUUUCUUCAGGUGCCAAAUCGCCUUCAAAAAGUGGUGCUCAGACUCCUAAAAGUCCACCAGAACAUUACGUACAGGAGACUCCACUCAUGUUUAGCAGAUGUACUUCUGUAAGUUCCUUGGAUAGUUUUGAAAGCCGUUCCAUUGCUAGCUCUGUUCAAAGUGAGCCUUGCAGCGGAAUGGUAAGUGGUAUUAUAAGCCCCAGUGAUCUUCCAGAUAGCCCUGGACAAACAAUGCCGCCAAGUAGAAGUAAAACCCCACCCCCUGCUCAAGCAGUUCCAGUAAAGAGAGAAACAGCUAAAGGUAAAGUACCCAAUGUUGAAAAGAGAGAGUCUGGUUCUAGACAAGCAGCUGUAAACGCAGCUGUUCAAAGAGUUCAGGUAUUGCCAGAUGCUGAUACAUUGUUACAUUUUGCUACCGAAAGUACACCAGAUGGAUUUUCUUGUUCCUCCAGCCUAAGUGCUCUGAGUCUUGAUGAACCAUUUAUUCAGAAAGAUGUAGAGUUGAGAAUAAUGCCUCCUGUUCAUGAAAAUGACCAUGGAAAUGAAGCAGAACCUGAACAGCCAGAAGAUACAAAGGAUAACCAAGAAAAGAAAGCAGAGAAGCCUACUGAAACAGAAAAGGAUAUACUAGAUGAUUCUGAUGAUGAUGAUAUUGAAAUAUUAGAAGAAUGUAUUAUUUCUGCUAUGCCAACAAAAUCUUCACGCAAAGCCAAAAAGCUUUCUCAAACAACUGCUUCAAAAAUACCUCCUCCUGUAGCCAGGAAGCCAAGCCAUUUGCCGGUGUACAAACUCCUCCCUUCACAAAAUAGAUUGCAGUCUCAAAAGCAUGUUAGUUUUACACCUGGAGAUGAUAUGCCACGUGUGUAUUGUGUUGAAGGUACACCAAUAAAUUUUUCAACAGCUACAUCUCUGAGUGAUCUCACAAUAGAAUCACCACCAAAUGAGUUGGCCAAUGUGGAGAAUGUGGGUACAAGGGCAGAAUCAGGUGAAUUUGAAAAGAGAGAUACCAUUCCUACCGAAGGUAGAAGUACAGAUGAUGCUCAAAGAGGGAAAGACUCAACUGUGUCUACCUCAGGAUUGGAUGAUGACAAAACAGAAGAAGGUGACAUUCUUGCAGAGUGCAUUAACUCUGCUAUGCCAAAGGGAAAAAGCCACAAGCCUUUCAGGGUAAAAAAGAUAAUGGAUCAGAUUCAACAAGCAUCAGCAUCUUCGUCUGUAAGUGGUAAAAACCAACCAGAAGGUGAGAAAAAGAAGCUAACAUCUCCAGUAAAGCCUAUGCCUCAAAGUAAUGAGUACAGAGCACGCUUAAGAAAAAACACAGAGCCAAAAAGUAAUUUUAGUAGUGAAAGAACCUAUUCAGACAACAAAGAUACAAAGAAACAGAACUUCAAAAAUAACUCGAGAGACUUCAAUGAUAAACUUCCAAAUAAUGAGGAACGUGUAAGAGGAAGCUUUGCAUUUGAUUCCCCUCAUCAUUACACACCUAUUGAGGGGACUCCUUAUUGUUUUUCACGGAAUGACUCACUAAGUUCACUAGACUUUGAUGAUGAUGAUGUUGACCUUUCUAGGGAGAAGGCUGAAUUAAGAAAAGGAAAAGAAACUAAGGAAACAGAAACCAAAGCUUCCACUGAUACAGAACAGACUUCAAAUCAGCAGUCAGCUAGUCGGACACAAGGUCAAAAACAUCCAACAGGCAGAAGUCAGCCUAAAACUUUGAUGCAGAAGCAAACCGCUUUCCCUCAACCAUCCAAAGAUAUCCCGGACAGAGGCGCAGCUAUGGAUGAGAAAAUGCAGAAUUUUGCUAUCGAAAAUACCCCCGUUUGUUUUUCUCGCAAUUCAUCUUUGAGUUCUCUCAGUGAUAUUGAUCAAGAAAACAACAACAACAAAGAAAGUGAAACUACAAAACGAACUGAACCUCCUGAUUCACAGAUGGAAUCAAGUAGACCACAGGCUUCUGGUUAUGCACCCAAAUCAUUUCAUGUUGAAGAUACACCUGUGUGUUUUUCUAGAAACAGUUCUCUUAGUUCUCUUAGUAUUGACUCAGAAGAUGACCUUUUGCAGGAAUGCAUUAGUUCUGCCAUGCCUAAAAAGAAAAAGCCCUCAAGAGUCAAGAGUGAAAGUGAAAAGAAUAGUUCCAGAAACAUGGGUGGUAUAUUGGCAGAAGACCUGACACUAGAUUUGAGAGAUAUAAAGAGGCCUGAUUCAGAGCAUGGUUUCUCACCUGAUUCAGAGAAUUUUGAUUGGAAAGCUAUUCAAGAAGGUGCAAAUUCUAUAGUUAGCAGCUUACACCAAGCUGCUGCUGCUGCUUCACUGUCUAGACAAGCUUCAUCAGACUCUGAUUCCAUCCUUUCACUAAAAUCUGGAAUUUCUUUAGGGUCACCGUUUCAUCUUACUCCAGACCAAGAAGAAAAACCCUUUACUAGUAAUAAAGGUCCGAGAAUUAUUAAGCCAGGGGAGAAAAGUACAUUGGAAACUAAAAAAGUAGAGUCGGAAAAUAAAGGAAUCAAAGGAGGAAAGAAAGUGUAUAAAAGUAUGAUUACAGGAAAAGUUCGCUCUAAUUCAGAAGUUUCAAGCCAGUUGAAACAGCCCCAGCAAACAAAUAUGCCUUCAAUCUCACGAGGUAGGACAAUGAUUCACAUUCCAGGAGUUCGAAAUAGCUCUUCCAGUACAAGUCCAGUUUCAAAAAAAGGGCCCCCACUCAAGAACACAGCCUCCAAAAGUCCCAAUGAAGGUCAGAGUUCCACUAGUUCCCCGAGAGGAGCCAAGUCAUCAGUGAAAUCAGAGCCAAGUCCUAUAACCAGGCAGCCAUCUCAACAGGGUGGGUCAAGUAAAGGACCUUCUAGGUCAGGAUCUAGAGAUUCCACUCCUUCUAGACCUCAACAGCAGCCAUUAAGCAGACCUCUGCAGUCUCCAGGUCGAAGCUCAAUUUCCCCAGGCAGAAACGGUAUAAGCCCUCCUAACAAACUGUCUCAACUGCCAAGGACUUCAUCUCCCAGUACAGCUUCAACUAAGUCCUCGGGUUCAGGACGAAUGUCAUACACGUCACCAGGCAGACAGAUGAGCCAGCAAAACCUUGCAAAACAAACAGGGUUACCCAAAAGUGCUAGUGGUAUUCCCAGAAGUGAGUCUGCCUCAAAAGGUUUGAACCAAAUUCUUAGUAGUAGUGGCUCAAACAAAAAGGUUGAACUAUCUAGAAUGUCAUCCACAAAAUCCAGUGGAAGUGAAUCUGACAGAUCAGAGAGACCUGUUCUAGUGCGCCAGUCAACUUUUAUUAAAGAAGCUCCAAGUCCAACUCUACGAAGGAAAUUAGAAGAGUCAGCUUCAUUUGAAUCUUUGUCUCCUUCUAGACCCGAUUCUCCCACCCGAUCCCAAAUACAGACCCCAGUUUUAAGUCCAUCACUUCCUGAUAUGUCCUUAUCUUCUCAUUCAACUGUACAGGCUAGUGGUUGGCGAAAAUUACCUCCUAAUCUUAACCCUUCUGUAGAAUAUAAUGAUGGGAGACCAGCAAAACGUCAUGAUAUAGCUCGCUCUCAUUCUGAGAGUCCAUCUAGACUGCCAAUCAAUAGAUCAGGAACAUGGAAGCGUGAGCACAGUAAGCAUUCUUCAUCACUUCCUCGUGUUAGCACUUGGCGUAGAACUGGAAGUUCUUCCUCAAUUCUGUCUGCUUCUUCAGAAUCCAGUGAAAAGGCAAAAAGUGAAGAUGAAAAGCAACAUGGAAGUUCUUUUUCUGGACACAUACAAACUAAAGAAAGUCAAGUACCAGCAAAAGGGACGUGGAGAAAGAUAAAGGAAAAUGAAAUUUCUCAGAUAAUGAGUAAUCCUUCUCAUAAUUCCUCUUCAGAUGCUACAAAUGGUGCUGAUUCAAAAACUUUAAUUUACCAGAUGGCACCUGCUGUCUCUAAGACUGAGGAUGUGUGGGUGAGGAUUGAAGACUGCCCUAUUAAUAAUCCUAGAUCUGGACGAUCACCUACUGGAAAUACUCCCCCAGUUAUUGACAGUGUUUUAGAGAAGGGGAAUGCGAAUGGUAAAGAUUCUAAAGAUAUUCAGGGAAAACAAAAUGCAGGGAAUGGAAAUGUUCCUGUUCGCACAAUGGGUUUAGAAAAUCGCCUGAAUUCAUUCAUUCAGAUAGAUAGUCCAGAUAAGAAGGGAACUGAAACAAAACCUGUGCUGAGUAAUCCUGUUCCUGCACCAGAGACCAAUGAAAGCAUUAUUAAUGAACGUACACCAUUCAGUUCCAGCAGCUCAAGCAAACACAGUUCACCUAGUGGAGCUGUUGCAGCAAGAGUGACUCCUUUCAACUACAAUCCAAGUCCACGAAAGAGUAGUGCAGACAACAGUUCUGCUCGACCAUCACAGAUACCAACACCAGUAAAUAACAGCACAAAGAAACGAGAUUCAAAGACUGAAAAUACAGACUCUAGUGGAACUCAGAGUCCUAAACGUCAUUCUGGGUCUUACCUGGUGACUUCUGUUUAAAUAAAUUAAAAAAAAACUGAUGUAUUAUUUACAAGUGCUAUGUAGAAAUUUUGUUUCAAAUGAAACUUUAAAAGACUGGGGAUUGGGGUUUUUUGUUUGUUUUUGUAAAUAGGUUUGAUUCCUGUAGAGGGUCCUUGUUCUGGAAGCCAUAUUUGAUAGUAUACUUUGUCUUCACUGGUAAUAUUUUGGAGGGAUACCUGAUUGAUAGUUUGGAAUAAAAUCGCUACAAGCAAGUAUAUUUGUACAGUAUGUUUUACAUGUAUUUAAUUAGCAUCCCAUCCCAUGAUCCUUUAAAUAUUGCUUGUCUUGAAAUAAUGAACACUUACAGAUAGAGAUGAUACAAUUAUAUUGCUGUUUCAAUCAUUUCUAGAUUACAAACUGACUAAACUACAUCAGGGAAAAAUUGGUGGUAUUUAUGCAAAAAAUAUACUCAGUUUUGGUAUUUGUGAAUCCAUCUAACCCUAUAAUUAAUCAUGUGGCUGUGAAAUUCACAGUAAUAUGGUUUCUGCUGAACAAGCUUUCCCAGCCUGCUUUUUUGCAUGAAUGGAAAUGAUGGUUCAUUUUCUGAAGUAAUGAUUAACAUUUCUGUGGUCACAUAAUGUGCAUAGAUAGAUAUAGUGUAACAAUUUACACUUUCUUUGUGUUCUGCAAAAAAGGAAAUCUGUGUCACUGUAAAACCUUGAACAGAAUUAUUUUACCUGAACUAGAUUUUAUCUGAAAGUAGAUAGAAUUUUUGCUAUGCUGUAACUUGUUGUAUAUUCUGGUAUUUGAGGUGAGAUGGCUGCUCUUUUAUUAAUGAGACGUGGAUGAUGUCUCAACAGAAACUAAAAUGAACAUUUCAGAAUAAAUUAUUACUGUAUGUA